AUGACGCAAACUACCGGUGCUGACACGAGUCCAACCGUAUUGGCGGUGAGCAACGACAGUCUCCUUCUCGGGUUGCUAUCCUUGUUCCUUGGAGGUUCCAUCUGGUAUUUUCUCGCCCACAAUAAGAAAAAGAGAUCUCCAACUCUGCCAUAUCCAAUACAGCCCCCAAAUCCUCACUUUCUCUUGGGCCAUGCAAAACUGCUGGAUCAUACCAAAGGACCCCAUUUUGAUAUCAAGCUCCUGGAGCUGGCCAAACAGCUCGGGGGCGUCUUCUCCCUUCAAGUCCCGGUUUUGGUAGCUAAAACCAAUGCUACGUACGGGACCGUGGAACAGGGCACUAUGAUUGUGGUGGCUGAUCCAGCCCUCAUCAAACACGUUACUGUUACCAAGAAUUUCCCAAAGAGUUGGACCAUGAAGAAAAACAUUCCAUUGUUUGGUGAAACAUCGAUUCUACUACAGGGAGACGAAGCAUGGAAACGCCUUCGCAAGACGUUUGCACCUGGCUUUACCACUAGUUUUCUCAAAGACAUGGUCGCCGUCAUGUGCGACAAGUUGGAUCGGUUCAUGGAAUGUAUCGAACAAGAAGAUGUCCGCGCCAACCAGCCUACUCAAAUGAUGACCAGAGCACAGACUUUCACGUCAGAUGUCAUUGUGCAGAUUGCCUUUGGAGAAGAUUGGGGUGGCACCAAACCUCAUGAUGCUCGAGGAUACAUCACGGAGAUCACAGAAGGUGUCAUUUUUGCAGAUAAAGAUAUCAAGACCAAGUUGUUUGGUUGGGAGCACAGGCGCCGAAUGAAAGUCCUAGAAGCAAAAAUUGACGAAGUGAUGCAGCAAGUGCUGGACCGCAGAUUGGGGCAACUGGACACGAAAGGAAAGAUCAAUGGAGCCAGUACUACUAAUUCAACUACCACCACAAGGAACUUUGCCAAUGUGUGUACGUUGGCUAUUGAUUCUAUGAGAAAAGAAAGACCUGACGGUGUCCUGACAGAGGAAGACCGAACAGUGAUUGUGCAUCAGCUCAAAACCUUCUACUUUGCUGGACAUGACACAACUGCCACCACCAUCUCCUGGGCCAUUUGGCUUUUGAGUCAGCAUCCCAACGUCUUGGAAAAGCUGCGGGCUGAGUUGCGGGACAGGCAAAUCUUUUCCACGCCAGAGCAACGCCCCACUUAUGAACAGUUGCAACAAUGCGAGUAUCUGGAAGCUAUACUGAAGGAAGUCUUGCGACUGUAUCCGCCAGAAAGAUUUGUCGGAGUUCCACCGGAAGAGUACGCGGACAAGUACAUUCCCUUUCUGAAGGGACCACGGGUUUGCUUGGGCAAGUACUUUGCGUUGCUGGAGGCUAAGUUGGCCAUCAGUGCCCUGGCACAGCGCUAUGAUAUGAGCUGUGUCAACCCCAAUGAAACCAUAAGCUACCGAAUCACAACCUCACCUCUUGAUGGUGCCAGGGUGCAACUGUCCAUGCGAAAGUAA
Seminavis robusta is the source of this 1473-nucleotide messenger RNA. The record is from the annotation of a GenBank genome assembly. Lineage: Eukaryota; Bacillariophyta; Bacillariophyceae; Naviculales; Naviculaceae.